CUAAAAUUGAGUUUUUUUCUACAGUGACAGCAUGACUUUUAUGACCCAAAUAGCUUUUAUCCAGCUAUUGUGAAACGAGCACUAAAUCUUCCAUUAAGUUUAUAACCUGCUGUUUUUAAAUAAAAUAAUCGAAUAAACACGUAGCACAAAAUCGUUUAACAAACGGCAAUAAAACGCGACAUAAAUCAGUGGUUGCACAAGGUAUGGCGAUAUAUUAUUAAAAGUUGGUCAUUCGGCGCUGUAAAAUGUUGAAAGAAUGAUAUUGUAUUGGUUGGUUCUGUUGGCGUGUGUUGUCGGGGACGAGGUGGAGGACGGGCGGGCGCUGGUGGGGGAGGUGGACGAGGAGCUGCUGAGGAAGCUGGAGGCGGACCCCGUCCGGGACCUGUCGGCGGACCCGGAGUACGAGGAGCUGCGCGCCGAGCUGAGCGCCACGCACGCCGCGCUGCGCGAGCUCGUGCAGCAGCAGGCCGCGCCCGGCCGCAGUAAGCGCUCCUCAUGGUCUAUGAAAACCACCCCGUGUUGGCAAUUAGGCGGCAUCUGUAUACAGAAGAGACUGUGCGUCGGCGAGCCGUACCUGACGGAGGUGCACGGCUGCAUGAGCAUAACCGAGGUGUGCUGUUUUAGCUGGAACAAGUUCAAACCACGGGACCUGUCAGAAUAUGGAAUAACAAGCCACCCGGGCUACCCUUGGAGUUCCAAUCAACAAAAAUUUGGCGGCAAAGGAAUCGUGGUUCAUGGGUACGGGAAAAGAAAUAAGAAACUUAAAGAAUCGACAAAUCUUCGCGAAAGCUACAUUGCGAAAAAUAUAGAAAGUCAGGAAAACAUUCAACCUAAACCUAUAAAUGAAAGAUUACAAGUAUCUAAGGAAGCAGUCAGUAAUGCAAAAAAUAUUAGCUUAUAUGAUGCAAUAGAGCGAAUUUUGAACGACAAAAAGUUAAGAGAAUAUAUUUCGUAGACGUGUAAUAAAUAAAACUUGUAAUCCUUAUGUCCAUUACUA
Messenger RNA from Plutella xylostella (diamondback moth), 997 nucleotides. The record is from RefSeq and is a predicted model, not a curated record. Lineage: Eukaryota; Metazoa; Arthropoda; Insecta; Lepidoptera; Plutellidae.